UCAUUGCACCGAAAUAUCCUAAUAAAAUUUCGAACUAUCUUGAGAAAAAAAUUGACAAGAUAUUAGCGUUAUCUUAUCAAUCAAGUAGAGAUAUGUAGAAAAAACACAAUAUCCACGUCACUACCGAAAUAUGGUCAAAUUUUUACACCUCCUCACCAUCUUCAACCUGUUCUUGUUAUCAACAACAGAAACAUCUCUAGAAAUAGAAGUCGCAAACCACUUAACCUUACUAGAAGACCAAACUUACUUCCCUAUCAAUGUUUACCUCUCCGGCUUAGCCACCCAGCUCGAAACCUUAAUAACCAACUUCUCAAACUACGAGCUAGAUGCGGCAGAAGUCAUCCACACCUACACAGACAGCAUAAAAGAAGAUGUACUCAUCAUAUCCGAAACGCUCGAAGAAACGGGAGUCGACAUCCAACCAUGCGAAGAACACAUUCACGAAAACUUCAAACAAAUAGUGAGAAAUAGCUUGACUGAUUCUAAAAUUGUGGUCCUUGAUGGCAUCACCAAAGCUCAACGGAUCAUCUCCGAAGCCAAAAAUGUGUUCAUGGCGGCCCAAAACCGAACUCUCGCUGUGAAACUGAAGAUACAAAACUGCAUGUUGCUGGUGGAUAGUACUGAAUGUUUGUUUGAGGCUUUGGGUAUGACGGUGCUUUUGGAGAGGACUUUGCCAAAGAUUAUAGCCAUCGUUGGACAACAGCACGAAAUCCAGUUGACUUUGCUGGAGGACGAAAUCGUCGCAGAUUUGGAAAAGAUUGUUGUCCAGGUGUUUGACAGUCAUGUGGAACUUUUAGACGAGUUUCUUGUGUGUGUGUUGCAGUGGGAUUAGGGACGUAAGGCGGUUGCUACAACGAAGAUGACGCGAUCGUAACUCGGCGCCAUGUCGAUGUCGACGUAGUAACACCCUUAAGGGUGAGGAUCAUAGAGAAAGUUCGUGUAUGGUGUAAAACGGUUUGAACAAAUUUGCUCUCAUGCGUAGGAAAGCAGCAGUUUACAAUUGUUAAAUAACAAUGAAUUUGUUUUAAAUGGUUUAAAUAUAUCUGAACAUAAAAAAUCUUAA
This is a messenger RNA of Zophobas morio, 1063 nucleotides long. RefSeq lists its product as uncharacterized. The record is from RefSeq and is a predicted model, not a curated record. The coding region runs from base 131 to 832 and encodes 233 amino acids. NCBI's taxonomy places the organism in Eukaryota, Metazoa, Arthropoda, Insecta, Coleoptera, Tenebrionidae. The transcript has 2 exons.